Messenger RNA from Limulus polyphemus (Atlantic horseshoe crab), 3136 nucleotides. Its product is annotated as galectin-8-like. The transcript has 7 exons. Gene Ontology annotation, molecular function: carbohydrate binding. Lineage: Eukaryota; Metazoa; Arthropoda; Merostomata; Xiphosura; Limulidae. The record is from RefSeq and is a predicted model, not a curated record. Bases 181 to 1323 code for a protein of 380 amino acids.
AAACAAACAAACCGCAAAAACUUACAGCUGACUCACAGGAAGCCAUGACGAUUUGGCACGUGAUUUCCUGCAGUGGGUGUAGAUACUUGACUGGAACGAUUUCGAAAGAAAAACGCUCAUUCUUUAGCCUCGGACUUAUUUAAUUUUAGUUAAUAAAGCAAGAUUAAUUCGAAGUUAGUUAUGUAUAUGGAUCCAAAUUCUCCAAUUUCAAAUCCUGCUCUUCCUUACAUGGGAGCCAUACCAGGUGGUCUACAAUUAGGAAAGAUAAUAGUAAUUUGUGGACAUAUUCCGCAUGGAGCUGGAAGAGUGUGUAUUAACCUCUGCAAUGGAAAAGUAUUGAAAGAUGAUCAGCCCAGUAACAUAGGGUUCCACAUGAGUUUACGAUUUGAUAACAGAACAACAGUAUUCAAUUCUCGUGUUCAAGGUGCUUGGCAGAAGGAAGAAGUACAUCCAUUGCCACUAGAAGCUGGAAUCAACUUUCAAGUGAUGAUUCUCGUUGAGAAUGGGCAUUUUAUGAUUGCAGCAAAUGGAAGACAUUUCGCACAGUUCAACUAUAGAGUUCCAUAUUCCUCAUUGUCUAUGAUUCAGAUUUUUGGCACUGCCCAAGUUACUCAGAUUGAAUUUCGAAAACAAACAUUUUCACAAGUAGGUCCCAAUGCACAUCAUGGAAUUUAUCCUCCAGGUCAUCCCCCAGUUCCUAUUUGUCCGACUGGGCCAGUACAGCCUCCUCCACCUUAUAUUGGAGCUGCUAAUCCCUACCUUGCUGUUUGUCCAACUGGGCCAGUACAGCCUCCUCCACCUUAUGUUGGUGCUGCUGAUCCCUACCUUGCCGUUUGCCCUCCAGCACUGCCGUUAUAUUCCCAAUCAAGAUCGGAUAAAAUAGUUCGCCAACCAUUUUAUAAUCCAACAUUACCCUUUUCAUGCUCUCUGUAUGAAGGUUUGCACUCGGGUGAAAUGAUCUACAUUAGUGGUCAUCCAACAGCCAGUCCUUACAGGUUUGUCAUCAACUUACAGACUGGCACUGGUCCUUACCCUCCUCCAGAUGUGGCCUUUCACUUCAACCCUCGCUUUGAUAACAGGAGUGUAGUAAGAAAUGCCCAAAUAAAAAAUAACUGGGGCAACGAGGAAAGCAAUGCUCCAUUUUUUCCUUUUUCUCCACAUGUUAACUUUGAUAUGAUAAUUCAUGUGGAAGAUGAGAAGUAUAUGGUUGCUGUUAAUGGGCAACACUUCACUGAAUUUAAACACCGUGUUAUGCCACUAAGUACCAUCACUGUGCUUGCUAUAUCAGGUGAUGUUGUCCUUACCUCUGUGAGAUUUAAAUGAGGUAAUGAACAAAGUUAAGUAUGCUGCUAGUAUACUGAGGUAUUAUCAGUCUAUGGGGGUUGGAUGGUUGUGGUACAUUUUGAUUUAAAAAUAUUUCAGAAAAUUAAAAAGCAGUUUAUACUUGCAUCUACUAGCUUUGCUUACUUACUGCUAUUUUGACUAGUUUUGAUGUAGCCGUGUUGUUUGAAAAGGUUGGUCAGUGUUGGUAAUAUGAAACACACCUUAUGUUAAAAGGAACCAACCUGAAUUUUGUCAUAGUUUCAUUAAUGUACUUUGUUUUUUGCUGCAUUGUAAUAAAAUAAAAUCUAGCAUUAUCAAUGCUAGUUUAAAUGUCGGCAAAAGUCUAUUAUUAACAUGCAAGAUUUUAAAGACUUGCAUCAAUAAUUUUUUGAUAUAUUUUUUUAACCUAGAGAAAAAGCACUAUUUGAACCAUUUAUAUUGAUUGUACAAUUGAUUUUUGCCUAACAUACCAUUUAUUUAAUAAAAACUUAAUCUGUAUUUCUGGAAUGAAACAAUUCCGUUAUCUGCUAAUGUUAUGUAGUAUAUAUGUUGAUUUGUGUAUGUGUUUAAAUCAGGUAUUUGUUAUCAUCUGACAAGAAACAUAAUUAGCAAUAUGAAUUGAAGCACAAACAGUUGUUAACCAACUCACAUAGUCAUAUUUUUGUGAAAAUGUAACUACUUAAAGCAUAUCAUUAUUAAGAAAUUUUCCUAAUCUGUGAGGUUAUUAAAUCAGAAAUAAAAGUAUACAAAUUAAACUUCUAGUAUUAGAUACUUUAAUUCCAAAAUUUUAAAGUGGGAAUACUGUACUUCACAUACUACAACAGAUAUUUAAAUACAUGUGCACAACAGUAUACAAAAAAAGAAUCACUUGUUAACACUUGGAAUAUGUAGAUCUUGUUACAGCAGUUGUUCAUUUAGUUUACUUGUUUAUUCAGUAAUUCUUCCCUCAGCAUUGAAGUGCUUUUUUAUACCUAAACAUACUUUCAUUGGUUAUCAUAACUAGGAAGUUACUUUCAUUGGUUAUCAUACCUAGGAAGUUACUUUCAUUGGUUAUCAUACCUAGGAAGUUUUACAAAUUCAUAGUGAUACUUAAGAAUUCCUCUUUUUCUCUUAAUGUUAUAUGCUACAAUUAAUCAUUGACUAGAUUUUUUUGUGAUUGUUUGUUUGUUAACUAAACAUAAUGGUUUUAACUUACUUUGUAUUAAAGAUACGUGAAUGUAUAUAAUUGUUUUUGCUUCAUAAAUUUGGAUAUUCAAGUCUUGCUAACACUAGGGUAUUUUUCAGUCAGUAAGUUGUAAGAACUUACAAGUGUUUACAAGUGGUUUUUAGCUUGAUAUAGUUACAAUCAUUUUGAUAUUAUGAUGAGUAAUAAAUUCUUUGUACUUCUGUGAAAUACUUUACUGUAUACUUGUCCGUGCCAGUGGAAAUGGCUAUUUGUUUGCCAUGUAUAAAUCUGUGGACUAUAAUGGACUUUGAAUUGUUGAUGAAACUGUGGACUUCAUUGGAAAAAUCGAAUGGUUUGAUACUUAGUUACUUUUUUUUUAUUCUUAGUUGGAUGAUAAUGUUAGUUCUUCCUUAGGCUGCUUUAUGUAUUAUACAUAUGUAUCAGUUAAUUGUGAAGUCGUUUCCCAAAUGGGUUUCAGAUUUUUGUUAUGCAUUGAAUAUUUUAAAAUAUCUAAUUAUUACUGAGGAAAGUGAUAUUCAUACUCUGUAUAAUUUAGUUGGUGGAAUGUUUAAUCGGUGUUAUUAAUACUUCUGUGAUGUAUAAGUGUUAUAAAAGAUGAAAGAAAAUAAAUUACAGUAUUAACCCUUU